Molecule: messenger RNA, 1656 nt
Organism: Suillus subalutaceus
Lineage: Eukaryota; Fungi; Basidiomycota; Agaricomycetes; Boletales; Suillaceae
Exons: 7
Coding region: 1-1656 (551 amino acids)
Source: RefSeq, a predicted model, not a curated record
AUGGGGAAUCCUAUUUUAAUAGGAAUAAAUGGGCUACACUACGUUGCACAUAUUCUUUAUAGACCUCAUCCUGAUAUCAUGGGUAUCUUUCAAAGUCGACCCCGUGCAAAGAUUUUUUUAGGCGUUAGAAAUACAAGUUCUGUAUUCUCGCUAGACUCCCUCUCAUUGUCACCCUCCCUGGAGGUACAUUUAAUUCAAGCUAUCAUUGGGUAUCACUUACUAGCCAAUUAUUCUCCAGGAGCCCGGACACUGUUGUUUGUAUGCGGCAUUUCCAAAUCUUCAAUCCCCAAGAAACGCACUUUGUUCUGCACAUAUGCGAUCGAAAACCUAAAUGCCCAGGAAGAGGAUCUUCUGGGUGGUCCCUUAUGGACUCCUCAAAGGCUCAAACGCAAUGCCAGCAUCACAAAUCUGUCUAUAAGUGACAAAAGGCAAACUCCAGAGAUUUUUCUGGAGCAGGACAGUGAGAGGGGAAAACGCAAGGCAUUAGAAGAUAUGCCCAGCGGAUCUUCUCCUCCAAUGGCUAAGAGGCGCUUUUGGUCCCGCUUGUCUGUGAUUGCUGUCCCAAUCGGACUGACACUUGGAACAGAGGUUUCAGCCGUCCAACCACCGCUCUCGCAAUGGCCAUUUCCCAAUGAAGUUGUGUUGAAGAUUUUGGAAGACAUGCCAAGCCGGGAUCUGUGUUCAACUUUGUUUCGUGUGCCCACGUAUGUACGAUGCAAUCUCCUCAAUGUGGAUGAUCGCCACCUCCAGGCGCUCUCGAGCUUUGUGGAGUUACUGGGGAGCAAACCAUCAUUGUUUGUCUCCAUUGUGAAAGAUGGCGAGAUGUUAGGAGAUUUUGGGCCUCUUUUUCAGUCCAUCCGAGACUCGGGGUGCAGGAGUCUUCGGUUCUCAGAUCGGGAUGCGUCUCACCUUGCAUACCCUCCGCCAAUUCUUCCUGAUUUAGUGGCUGCUUUGGAUCCUGCCAUCACAUAUAACUUGCACAUUUUCCAUGCCAACUCCCCAAUAUUCUUCUGUAAAUCUAUGGUUGCACUUACCCUCUCGUCUUUGCGGAAUUCUUCAUUAACCAACCUCAGCCUCACCCAUACAUCAUUGAGCGUCCUUCAGUGGACGGUGUUGAUGCGCAACAUUCACUUACCAAGGCUUCAUUUUUUGUCGAUCGACAUCGAGUGCCCUACCACCGCGCUCAUCGAGUUCUUGAUGCAGCAUGGGGUUCACCAAGUCUGGCUUUGCAGUAUGCGUCCGGAGAUGGUUUCUUUUGAUGACAUGGACCUUGAGCAAAAUACGAUCACUCCCCACAUUCCUAUACAUGGCUUACGCUCUCUUGCUGGACCACACUGGUACCUUUUGUCUCUCUUAGACAAGGUUCGUUUACCUCUACGCAUUCAAAACCUCGACUUGGAGCUGGAUGGCCACUUUCUGAUAUCCACUCCCAAUUACUUGUCGGCAAUCCUCGAUAUUACCCAACAAUUUACCUUCAUAGAUCACUUGCGACUCAGUUUUUAUGAUGAAUCAAUGAUUUCUCAAAGUUUCGAUAUCCUAUUGGGCGAAUGUAGAACCAUUCCAGUCAAGAAUCUCGCCAUCUUCCUACCACACUGGUACAAAUAUUCAGAUCGACACCCUUUGGUAAGCGCUAUAUAUGAAGCCCAUUGCACAUGA